Cynoglossus semilaevis (tongue sole) is the source of this 2854-nucleotide messenger RNA. It is a transcript of the gene trim45, whose product is annotated as tripartite motif containing 45. The record is from RefSeq and is a predicted model, not a curated record. Lineage: Eukaryota; Metazoa; Chordata; Actinopteri; Pleuronectiformes; Cynoglossidae. The transcript has 8 exons. Gene Ontology annotation, molecular function: protein binding; ubiquitin protein ligase activity; zinc ion binding. The coding region runs from base 245 to 2014 and encodes 589 amino acids. Gene Ontology annotation, cellular component: nucleoplasm.
GCAACAAGGACCAAAAACUGUUUUCUUGAAAGGAAAGAGCUGACUUUUUAGUAAACUAUGUGAAAUUGAAAAUUCGCAACUUUAUAAAAGGAGGAAGACGUUUUUAGCACUGGAGAACAAAAGUUGUUUGUUUUUGUUUUUUGUCGUCGGCAGGUGUCAUUUUCAGAGAAUUUACUGGUCAACGUUUGUUUGGGGAAUUUUUUUUUUGGUUCUCUGUUAAACCAGAACUUUUAAAACUACCAGAAUGUCUCUGUGUGAAUUGAAAGAAUCGAAAUUCACGUUGAAACGUGAACAAAACGGAGUCCUUUUGAAUCCUCGGGCGGUUUGUAACAUGUGUAAGGCUUUGUACCGGGAUCCUAAAAUCCUACCCUGCCUCCACACUUUCUGCUCGGACUGUAUCGCUCGGCUGGAGCCAUUCUCGGUGUCCUCUCCUGGGAGUUCCAGCCGGGACAGCACGGCAGAGAAGAAGCAGGAGACAGGAAGGGGCAGAAGUGGUAAAGACUCGGCCUCCGUCACCAUCACUGUACUGUGUCCGGACUGUGACGCCGAGGUAGACAUUCCUCCGUCAGGUCCGGCUGGACUGAGCACCGACCACCUGGCACUGGACGACGUCUUCCUGGAGACCCUCGUGACCGACGGCCCGCUGGGCUGCGACCUUUGCGGAGAAGGAGACGCCGAGAGCCGCUGUGAGGUCUGCAGUGUCAACCUGUGCGAGUUCUGCUGUCAGGCACACAGGCGUCAGAAGCGAACAGCAUCUCACUCUGUCCAAAGUCUUCAGGAACUAAAGUCCCGUGGACGCAUCUGUCGGCCCGUCCUCUGCCCUCUCCAUCCAGGUCAGGAGCUGCGGCUCUUCUGUCAACCCUGUGACAUCCCUGUCUGCCUGGAGUGCGCCGCCACACUGCACCGUGACCACCACUGUCGUCCCACCAACGAUGUUGUUGAUCAACAUGGUGACCAAAUACGAGAGCUGGUGUCUGGACAUCUACGACCCCUACUGGAGCGUCUGGAAGAGUCAGCUCAGAAGGUAGAGGAUUCACAAGAGGCCUUGAAGGCCCGAGUGGAGACCACAGCCAAUGAGGUGAGAGCGUUUGCACGAGGCUAUGCCAGCGCUGUAGAAGCUCACUGUCUGUCUCUGCUGCGGUGCCUUGACGAGAUCCACAUCCAACGCAGGAACCAGCUCCACCUGCAGAGAGCUCAGCUGAAACAGGCUCUGUUGGACGUCCGUGGAGGCGUGGAGUUUGCGGAGAGGCUGAUGAGCUGCGGCUCCGACGCUGAGAUUCUCAGCGCCAAAGGAGUGACUCUGAGGAGGUUGACCACCCUGGCCGAAAGCAGCUACAACCCGCACCCAGCGACGGCGACUCCAGAUGACGGCAGCAGUAUCUCCUUCUUGCCCAGAGAGUCGGCGGGGGAGGUAGAUGGCUACCCUGUCAUCGGAGUCAUCAACUCUAAGACUGUGGAUCUUAGCAAGUGCACUGUUGAAGGUGAAGGCCUUCACCAGGUCAGGGAGGGUCAGCAGGGCCACUUCACCCUGGUCUGUAGAGACUCAGCUGGACAGCAGAUGACAAGAGGUGGAGAACAUGUUCUGGUCAGCAUAGUCCACAAAGAGAAGAAGAACUGCACUAUAGAGACAACAGUGUUGGACAAUGACAACGGUUCCUACAGUGUUUCCUACACACCUGGAGAACCAGGAACUUACUCAGUGUGGGUGUGUGUCAAGGCUCAACACAUCAAGGGCUCGCCGUUUAGCCUCAACGUGAAGAGAAAGUUCCAACGUCACGCUGGAACCUUUCACUGCUGCUCCUUCUGCUCCAGUGGAGGAUCCAAGGAGGCUCGGUGUGGCUGCCCAGGAACUAUGCCAGGAGGAUUUAAAGGCUGCGGUCACAGCCAUAAAGGACACCCAGGGAAACCUCACUGGUCCUGCUGCGGCAGCACAGUGGAAAAGUCCGAGUGUCUGCCUCAGAGUGUGACAGCUGCUGUUUCUCCUCGGAGUCACCUCCGAACUGUGGAGCUGUGAGGUGAUGCUAAGACAUUGGUUUCACAGAACAAGAAAAAGCCCAGAGCAGUGGAAAAGCUCAGAUAAGUCAAUACGUUGGCCUUUGGAAAUGUAAAUACUUGUCAGUUUACUGCAGGACUUUUGUGGGAACAACUGCACCAGCCAUGAUAUAAUUAAUUUUCGUUUAAAAAGAUCCCUUGUAGAUCUGAAAAUUUUCUGCUCACCACUAGAGGCAGAAUUGACAAAAAGCCAUAUAGUCCUCUAUGUUUUGUUUCUUGAAAAUCACUGUGUGAUUUUUCUGGGCCUCAUUAAAUCACUUUAGCAGUUAGCUAAGGUUUAGCAAGAAAUAAACACUCAAACAUUUAAAAAGGUCUGAUAUGAUGCCUUAGGCUGUUAUUUGAAGAGAGGGAAUUUACAAUAGCGACAGCAUUUCACUAAAGUGCCAGGACUAUCUCAAAUUGAUUACUAACUUGGAUAAUAAUUUAUUUUUUAUUUCUCAUUUAUAACUAUUGAUUCAUUAGGGUUAGCAAUUAGCUGAACCACACUGCCUUUUAAAACUGAACUAUUUUAACAAUGCAGAAUAAACUGUUGACAUAAAGUCAAAUAAAGAUUAAAAACAUUUUUACAUUUCGUCUUUAAAACAAUUUUGGCUAUGUGAUACAUGUAGGGGGGCAGUCUUUUCCACUUAUCUGCGUUCCUACCUGCGUACAAACCCAAAACUCGCUUUUAUCUCUCGGUUAUAAUACUUUUAGCGUAAGACUGUAGCGUUGUUUUUUGUUUAGUUUUUUAGAAAGUCGACUGACAAAAAUAAAAAAAGUCCUAUUUUUGGGGUUCUUCACGAAAUGUAACUUCCUCUAACGC